CUCCUGUGAACAAGUGCCACGUCAUAAAGUCGCCCAAAAGCUCCUAAUAAGGACACUGGGGGCUGAUAUAGGACUUGUAGAUUGGACUGCCGAUAGUCACUCAAUCGGCACUGGCCCAUCAGCUGUGGGAAAUUGUUCUCAGGCUUCUCCCUCACUCAGAACUGACCAAUCAGAUCGCCUCCUGUGAACAAGAGCCACGUCAUAAAGUCGCCCUAAAGCUCCUAAUAAGGACACGGCGGAAACUUUGAUAGUGGACUUGUAGAUUAGACUGCCGAUAUAAAGCCACUCAGUCGGCCCUGGCCCAUCGGCUGUGGGAAAUUGGUGAAACUGCCGCUCUUUGUGUCUCUCCUUCAAGGAAGUAAAUUGAACUAGCUUCAGAACGAGAAUGACACACGACCACCCAGAUGACAAUAGUUCUGAUGAUGAAGCUGAUAAUCCGACCAGUCCGGGGUCAGAUCAGGGGUCAGAUAGUACAAGUCAGAACCUACUAGGUCAGAUCCAGUGGCCACAGGUACUAGUGGUCAAACAGAAGGUGCCCAGGGAACCACUGGAGCCCAGGGAACCCAACCCCGUAAAUGUGACAGUCCCUUCUGUCGCAAAGUAUUAACGGAUGGGGCCAGCCAAAAUACCUGUGGCAAAUGCAACAAAGUCUUCAACUAUUGCAAGGAAUGUGCUGAAAAGGGCGAAUGUCUCAACUGUCUAAAGUCGCCUGCCAGUCCCGGGUGUCCACAUCCCAUAAAUGACGAUGGUGCCUACACAAAUGCCUGUGACAACUCAUGCAAAGACAAAUCUGGCAAUGUCUACUACUAUUGCCAGAAAUGUGCUGAAAACUCCAUAUGUCCACAGUGUCAAACACCUGUUGAUUUCAGGAGCAGGAAGAUUAAUGGGCCAUUUUGUAUAAUGACUUCAGUGGACAAACAUUAAUUUUCUUUCAUUCUUGAACUCAGAAAUUUAAGAGUAAUGCCAUUGAAUGAGUACAUUUUAGAAAUUAAAAAUGAUACACAAAACUAUUUCGAUAAAGUAACACCCUACAUGAACGUAGCUACACUGUCAAUCAUUCACAAAAAUUACAAAACUAAGUAGCCUUUUCUAACUAGUCCCUAUCAUCAUUGUCCUCAGUAUCUUCAGUUGUCUCUUCUUUUUACCGCUCGGCGCUCGAACUUUGGCCCAGUGCGGUACUGGUAUGUUUCAGCAGAUCAGAUUUUAUAUAUGUGAACAGCCUGAAAAGAAUCUUGCUUUGGGUGUCCCUUAUUGUCACCUUCCAUGGUUCACCCUGUCCAGUCUCCGUGGAACUGGUAUGAUGGUCUCCGUUCCCUUCACCGCUGGGCGCCAGCAAAAUGUCACUUUCCUGCGAGUUUUGCUCGGGGAUCUCUUCCACCACAACAUUACAUGCUCCUCCACUGCUGUCUCUGGGGGUACCAGACAUAGCUCCACCCCCCUCAUUCUCUUCCCUUUGCUCCGUUUCAUCAUCUAGUGGGGGUGGCCAGGAAACAAUAUCCUUG
Messenger RNA from Geodia barretti, 1502 nucleotides. The record is from the annotation of a GenBank genome assembly. NCBI's taxonomy places the organism in Eukaryota, Metazoa, Porifera, Demospongiae, Tetractinellida, Geodiidae.